Molecule: messenger RNA, 314 nt
Organism: Meloidogyne enterolobii
Lineage: Eukaryota; Metazoa; Nematoda; Chromadorea; Rhabditida; Meloidogynidae
Source: the annotation of a GenBank genome assembly
GUAGUCAACAAACAAAUAAUCAAAAUUCUUCUCCCCCUUCAAUUCCCGAUCCAAAUCUUCGAAUUCUCCGUUCAGUUUUCAUAAUUUCUUUUAUAAUUAUUUUUGGGUGGAUAUUUGGUUCGGCAGCAAGAAAUCCUGUAACAACAUUAUGUACAAACAUGGCCACAGCUAUUUCUAAUAUUUUUAAAGACGAUAAAGGAAAUCCAUCACAAACAAUUUAUGAUAUUUUACGUACAUAUUCAAUUAGUUUAAUUACUUGUAUUAAUCCAAUUUCUGCCGGAAUUAAUUCCAUAAUUCUUUUUACUUCAAAGUAA